CCAUGGCUUUGCUCCAUCCCUUCACCAGCCUCCUCCUCCUCCUUGCUGUGCCCUUCUCUGGGGCUACAAAUCAGUCCCUGCUGCUCCGUGGCUCCCUGCCUGCCGUUCCCCGCCUGCCCCUCCUGCAGGCCCUGCAAGGGCAGGCACCAGGCAGCCGGGGCUCACAACUGGGGCCAGCGAGCAGACAGCCCCUGCGCUACAUGCUGGACCUGUACCGACGUGCCGCUGACCGCGAAGGGCGACCGCGCCAUGGCCGAAGCCUGGGCACCAACACCAUCCGCCUGGUCCAGGCCAGUUCCCAUGGUGGUCGACCCUGGGCAGGUCGCUGGUAUGUGCAGCCCCUCACCUACCGCCUGGAAGGCCAGUCCAAGGCAGAGCACCUCCUCCGAGCCACGGUGGUCUACCUGCCCAGCCUGCCGCUGGCCAGCGGUCGCCUCCUUUGUGCCCUGGAGCUGGCGGCCACCGGUGAGGCAUCUGGGUUGCUGCUCAGUCCAGCUGUCCACUCGCUCCACAGCUGGGCAGAAGCAGAAGUCACCCCUUAUCUGGUGCCAGGAAACGGCAGCACAGAGAGCCUGGAGCUACGGCACGUCUGUGUGCGAGCCGGACGGGCGGGGCGUCAUGAUACCCCAGCGGCUCCCAGCCACCCAUUCCUCCUCCUCUACCUCAACGACACCCGGGCUGGGUUGGCACCUCCAGCAGCAGAGCCCCAGAGACACCGGCGUGACACGGGGACACUGGCUCACGAUCUGCCUGGCUACCUACGGGAGAAGGGAGGGGAGAAGAGUGACUGCUCCCUCCGCCCCUUCCCCGUCAGCUUCGCCCAGCUGGGCUGGGACCACUGGAUCAUUGCUCCCCACCGCUACAACCCGCGCUACUGCAAGGGUGCUUGUCCCCGUCUGCUCCGCUAUGACUACCACGCACCCAAUCACGCUGUAGUGCAGAGCUUCGUCCACCAGCUGGUGGAUGCCAACGUGCCUCGGCCGUCCUGCGUUCCCUACCGUUAUAGCCCCAUCAGUGUCCUCAUGAUCGAGCGCGACGGCGGCAUCCUCUACAAGGAGUAUGAGAACAUGAUCGCAGAGUCCUGUACCUGCCGGUAACGCCUGCUGCCCCAGCAUGUUGCCCCCAGGCUGUGCCUGUUCCUGCCGGACGCAGACUUUAGGGUUUGUCUUGCUCUGCCUGGGGUGGGUUCAUCCCCUCUCCCUGUGCAGCACUGUUCUGUGGGAAGGUUUUACAAUGGCAGUUUUAUGUAAGUUGUAGGUUUUUAAAGGCAGGAGCCUAUGCUGGGGCAGCUGCCCCAUGGCAUCUGUCCUUCCUGCAGCCCCAAAGCCGCUGCCUAUUUUCAGGGGAGGCUUGGCCUGAUGGUCCCAGAGAAAAGCUGGAUCCCUGGACUGGGGCACAAAGUCCUUCAGAGGUGGUUAGGAGUCUCCUGGUGGAGCCAGGGUAGGGAGGAUGAGCAAUCCUGCUUGUGAGAUUCCUUCCCAGCUCAUAUGCACCCUGUUCUGUCUAGUCCCAGCUGUGGUGACAUCUCACCAGGCUGGGAAUUGAGCUGUGGGGUGAAAGCCCCUCCUCUCCUGCAGUUCUGCUCUGGGGGGAGCUGUGAAAACUGGAGGGACUCAAGCUGCCAGCCCUGCUCCCAGUGGUGGUGGCAAGGCAGCUGCCUGUGCGGUGCUCUGCCUACUGCUUCCUCUGCCACCCCUGUCCUUCACUUCCUUGGCUUGCUCUCUAUCAGGGCUUGGGUCUCACCCUAUUCCAGGGGUUGGACCCCAGUCACAGUGCCACUCUUCCUUUUUGCACCCUUAUUGUCCCAUGGGACACAGACUCUGCUGGAGUCCUGGCCUGCCCCAUUGCUAGAGGGGUCAGUCCUACUCCAGCACCCCUGCUGCUUGUCUUUUCUCUAUUUAUU
This is a messenger RNA of Dryobates pubescens (Downy woodpecker), 1903 nucleotides long. RefSeq names its product bone morphogenetic protein 15 (gene BMP15). Gene Ontology annotation, molecular function: cytokine activity; growth factor activity. Bases 3 to 1097 code for a protein of 364 amino acids. The record is from RefSeq and is a predicted model, not a curated record. The transcript has 2 exons. Gene Ontology annotation, cellular component: extracellular region. NCBI's taxonomy places the organism in Eukaryota, Metazoa, Chordata, Aves, Piciformes, Picidae. Gene Ontology annotation, biological process: SMAD protein signal transduction; BMP signaling pathway.